AUGCUAUUUCUAAAUAGUUUUGUUGGACUUUUAAAAAUAUCGAUUGUAUUUAUUUUAAUUCUGGCUAUCGCUAUUCCAAUACGAUAUGGAUCAACAGAUUAUCGAUAUCUUCGUAUUCGUUUGGUUCAUUCUCUAUUAUCAUUAAAAUAUUCUUUUAUAUCCGAUCAAACUCGACCAACGCUUAGUGCAAGCUAUCUUGCCAUUGAAACUAUGCUUCGUCUACAACCUCCAUUCAAUCAUAAUCCAUCAGUAGAUUCACUUACUAUGGUAAACAAUUUACGUUCAUUAGUUAAUGAGAAUAUUAUUACUCCAAAACCAUCACAAUGUUCAAUUAGUAAGGAAAUAUUCGAUUAUGAUCAACAUUCAGUAGAUGCUUAUUGGAUUAAUUAUCCUUCGAAAAAUUUUCAAAAAGAAACUGAUAAUUUAUUAUUAUAUUUUCAUGGUGGUGGAUAUAUGGUUGGAAAUAUUCAAGUUUAUACUGGAUAUGAAUGUCAUUUGUCUAAACUUUUCAAUAUGACUGUACUUCAUUUGGAAUAUCGUCUUUGUCCUGAAUAUCCACUACCUGCAGCGACGAAAGAUUCAUUAGCAAUCUAUCGUGCUCUUCUUCAUCAUAAUAUUUCGUCAUCUCAAAUAAUAUUUAUGGGUGAUUCAGCUGGUGGUGGUCUUGCUUUAUUGACAAUUCAAGCAUUAAUUGGUAAAGAAUUACCUAUUCCUCGUGGUAUUAUUGUUCUAUCACCAUGGACUGAUCUUUCACAAUCUGGAGAAAGUCAUACUCGUAAUAAACAUAUUGAUGUAGUACUUCGAUUCGAUAAUAGUGACUGGUUGAUGAAUCAAUUAUUUGAUUCUAAUCAAACUGAAUUAUCCGCUGAUAAUGCUAUUUUUAGUCCUUUAUUCGGUUCAUUUGAAAAAUUUCCACCAAUGUACAUUAAUGUUGGAACAGCAGAAAUAUUAGAAGAUGAUUCAAGACGAUUAUGGAAAAAAGCAAAAGAAGUAAAUGUUGAUGUUACAUUUGAAGAAGGUUUACAUCUGAUGCAUGCUUAUCCAACAUUUUUUCUUUACUGUCCUGAAGCACAAAGUACACUCAAUAAUAUUAAAAAAUGGAUUCAAACAAUAUAUGAUUGA
Molecule: messenger RNA, 1122 nt
Organism: Adineta steineri
Lineage: Eukaryota; Metazoa; Rotifera; Eurotatoria; Adinetida; Adinetidae
Source: the annotation of a GenBank genome assembly